This is a messenger RNA of Lytechinus variegatus (green sea urchin), 5744 nucleotides long. RefSeq lists its product as uncharacterized. Gene Ontology annotation, molecular function: protein binding. The transcript has 10 exons. Lineage: Eukaryota; Metazoa; Echinodermata; Echinoidea; Temnopleuroida; Toxopneustidae. The coding region runs from base 245 to 2746 and encodes 833 amino acids. The record is from RefSeq and is a predicted model, not a curated record.
UGAUGCGAGAGUCACAAAAUGCAGCAAUAACACAUCACUACAAUUUCAUAAUUAUUAUGUGAAUAGCCGUGAGUACGAGUCUAUAUCAGCGGGUAUUGACAUUGUACAAUUAAACAAUAAGAACAAGAUAAAGUUGAUUCCGACUGUGGAAGAUAUAUUCACUGAGCAAUUUGAAUUCUGGCAAAGCGUUGUGUGUCGUUAUAAUACUACCACAUUAUCCAGCUUGGACGGAAUAUUAUAUGAAAUGGGAUUUGCAGGUGUGGCGUACACGUGUGGCGUUUUAGUUAUACUUCUAAGCGUAUACUCGGCUGCGAUCUCAUAUUUCUACUGGAGAUGUAGCAAUGAGAGCAAUCCAACCUUGCCAACUCUGCCCACUCUCGAGAAUGCUCCCGAAGUAGUCAGCGUUGCGAACUCGUACAUUUCAGUGAGAUGGAAUCUUAGUUACAAUGGUGACGGUCCAGUCUGCGGGUCCAACGUCUAUCUCCAACAUCCUACGUCGACAUCGUGGUGGAGUGUCGGUUUUGUCCCCGUGGAAGAAGAUGUAUCCUACUACCAAUUUGUGAUUGAUAGACUGGAUGCAGGGACCAGCUAUGGUAUAAGAGUCCGUCUUUUCCACUGCUCGGGGAAAGAAGGGGCACCAAGCCCCGAACUAUCCGCGUCAACAAAUAUUUAUGGCUUGCCAACUCUGACAAAUGCACCCGAAGUAGUCAACGUUACGAACUCGUAUAUUUCGGUGGGAUGGCAUCUUAAUUACAAUGGUGGCGGUCCAGUCUGCGGGUCAAACGUCUAUCUCCAAUAUCCUACGUCGUCAUCGUGGUCGAUUGUCGGUUUUGUUCCCGUGGAAGAAGAUGUAUCCUACUACCAAUUCGUGAUUGACCGACUGGAAGCAGGGACCAGCUAUGGUGUAAGUGUCCGUCUUCUCCAUUGCUCGGGGAAAGAAGGGACAGCAGGCCUCGAACUGUCCGUGUCAACACAGAAUUAUGUUUUGCCUAGUUUGUACCAACGGCCUAGUACAAAAGCAUCAGGAACAUCCUAUGCUACUAUCCUGUGGCAAGAUGAAUACGUCGGCGAUGGACCGACGUGCGGUUAUGCAAUUGACAGGAGGGGUAUAGGAGAUGAUGUCACGCCUUGGAAGACGGCGGGUCUCGUACAAUUGGAACCGGGACGACAGUCAGCAGAACAGCGUGUCUUCAACCUAACUGGCUUAGAACCGUCUAUGGACUACCAGGUCUCAGUAAGACCUAUCUUUUGCGAUGGCGCGAGGACUAUCCAGCUUGGAGAAGGGCCGUUAUUGUCUCUAACGACUUCCAAAAUUGUAUUGCCAACUCUGAAGAAUGCACCUGAAGAAGUCAACGUUACAAACUCGUAUAUUCAUGUUGAAUGGAAUCUUGAUUACAAUGGUGACGGUCCAGUCUGCGGGUCCAACGUCUAUCUCCAGUCUCCUUCGUCGACAUCGUGGUUGAGUGUCGGUUUUGUCCCCGUGGAAGAAGAUGUAUCCUACUACCAAUUCGUGAUUGACCGACUGGACGCUGAGACCAAAUAUGGUAUAAGUGUCCGUCUUUUCCAUUGCUCGGGGAAAGAAGGGGCAGCAAACACAGAACUGUCCGCGUCAACACAGAAUUAUGUUUUGCCCAGCUUGAACCACCACCCUAACACAACAGCAUCGGGAACAACCUAUGCUACUAUCCUAUGGCAAGAUGAAUACAUCGGUGAUGGACCUACGUGCGGUUAUGCAAUCGAUAAGAGGGGUCUAGGGGAUGACGUCACGUCUUGGAUGACAGCGGGUCUUGUGCCACUGGAACCGGGUCGACAGUCAGGAGAACAGCGUGUCUUCAACCUAACUGGCUUAGAACCGUCUAUGGACUACCAGGUCUCAGUAAGACCUAUCUUUUGCGAUGGCGCGAGGACUAUUCAGCUUGGAGAAGGGCCAUUAUUGUCUCUAUCGACUUCCACAAUUCUCUUGCCAACUCUGAAAAAUGAACCUGAAGUACUCAGCGUUACAAAUGCAAAUAUUUCGGUGGGAUGGGAUUUUAUAUACAAUGGCGACGGCCCAGUAUGCGGUUCCAACGUCUAUCUCCAGUCUCCUUGGUCGACAUCGUGGUCGAGUGUCGGUUUUGUCCCCGUGGAAGAAGAUGUAACCUACUACCAAUUCGUGAUUGACCGACUGGACGCAGGGACCAGCCACGGUAUAAGUGUUCGUCUUCUACAUUGCUCGGGGAAAGAAGGGGUGGCAAACCCCGAACUCUCCGCGUCAACAAAUAAUUAUGUUUUGCCUAGUUUGUACCAACGGCCUAGUACAAAAGCAUCGGGAACAUCCUAUGCUACUAUCCUGUGGCAAGAUGAAUACGUCGGCGAUGGCCCAACGUGCGGCUAUGCAAUUGACAGGAGGGGUAUGGGAGUUGAUGUCACGCCUUGGAAGACAGCGGGCCUCGUGCCAUUGGAACCGGGACGACAGUCAGGAGAACAGCGUGUCUUCAACCUAACUGGCUUAGAACCGUCUAUGGACUACCAGGUCUCAGUAAGACCUAUCUUUUGCGAUGGCGCGAGGACUAUUCAGCUUGGAGAAGGGCCGUUAUUGUCUCUAACGACUUCCACAAUUGUGCCAGACAUGCCAGAUGGAACUGAUACCACUGAAAUCCCGCCAACAACAGCGACAUCUGCCUGCCCGAGUGUGAACUGUACAGAAUGCGGUGACUGGAAACUGGCUUUUACUGUCCUAACUGCGCUACUUUUCCUUCUAAUUUAGUACUUUUUUUUAGUUAAGUAACACGCAUUUUUCAUUGGAUGAACUCGGACACCCCCGAUUAGCUAGCUGCUUCAAUUCUUAGUUUUGGCCCCAGACGUCUCGUCCCUAAGCCUUGAUCUUAAAAGCUCUAAAAUACGUCCGUGCCUGACUUUGUAAAGGGAGAGCGAACGGACAAAGAAUUAUGUGUUGUCUCUCAUUUAUUGUGUGUUAAAGAGAGCUAGGCUUGAAAUAUGCAUUUUGAGAUAACUUUUAUGAGGACGAAUUGGCCGAUAGUUUUACAUGUGUAGAGAAACGAAGAUGGUUUUGAGAGGAAAUGUACCUAUUUUGAUACUUGUUAAUGUACUCAUUGUGAUUUGAAUGUAUCGAGUAGUGAUACCUUUGAACCAAAGAAUUUCAGACCAAUUUUGCUUAUACCGUCAUUAUCUAAAAUAUUUGUUUAAAAAUAGUCCAUUAACAACUUUAAGUUUAUCUAAAUAAAAAUGACCUAUGUGAUCGUUAGUGUGGAUUCAGGACUCUUCAUUCAACAUCUUCCUGUUUGACAGAAAUAGUUGAUUUUAUUUUGAUAACUUGAACUCUGGUCGAAUAACGGGGGUCUGUUCUUAGACCUACAGAAGGCUUCCGAUGUAGAUUUGAUACUUGACAAGAUGUAAGAAUCUUUAAAAGUGGUUUAAGAUGUAUUCGACUAAAAGACAACAAUGUGUUUCAAUGAAAGGAGCAACAAGUUCCUUAUAAAAUGUGACAACAGGUGUCCCUCAGGGUCCGUACUUGGGACCCUGAUUUUUUGUUUAUAUGUCAAAGAUUUAGGAAAAUACUCCUAUAUAAUAACAAAAACUCUAUUUAUAUGCAAAUGAUACUACUCUCUUUAAUAGCAAGAAUACAAUGAUUAGCAUACAAAGAAAUUUGCAAUACGAUCUGGACUUAAUUGCGAAAUGGUUCAAUAUUGAUCUCAUGUAUUUACACCCACAAAAGACUAAUACUAUGAUUUUCAGUAAUAUACGUAAAUUACAAAGUAAAAUAAUCACAGUAAAAUAUGAUAAUACAACUUUGGAGCAUGUUGAUGAUAUUAGAUACCGAGGAAUCAUUUUCGACUCUCAAUUAAGCUGGUCUUUACAUAUACAGUACAUCUCUUCUAAAAUGUCACGUUCUAUUGCUUGCAUAAGAAGAAUGGAACAUUUGAUCAAGAGAAAUCAAUUGAAAUAGUUAUACUUUGUACUUAUAUUGUCAUAUACAGACUAUAGUUGUACAGCGUGGGGAAAUUGUUCGAAAAAUAAUAUAAACUGAUUACAAACAUUGCAGAAUAGAUAUGCUCGCUUGGUUUUGAAUGGAGAUUACGCAACUUCACAAUGUUAACUUUGUUAACUGCACUUUGACGGGCAAUCUGUUGAACAGAGGAUUAGAUACCAACAAUGUUUUCUAGUAUACAAAAUUUGGAAUGACUAUGCACCAAAAUACUUGAAACCAUUAUCUGUAAUAAACUAUCCAUUAUUCCGCCCAAAUCAACUACAAAUACCAUACCCUAAAUCUGAGAAAUAAAACUCAUUCUCAUUCACUGUAAAUUCUAUAUUGAAUAAAUUACAGUUGUCCUUACAAAACUCUAAGUCCCCAAAUAACUUUUGAUUUUUUUAACUUUCACCAACACGCUCUCACUUUACAACUUGGGUCAGUUGGUGAAUUGUUUGGUUUUUAACGGCGCUCUCAUAAAAAAGAAAAAUAAUAAUAUAUUCGCCAAUCAAAAUUAUUCUAACAUAUCUAAGGAUGUUUUGCAUGUUAUUAUUAUCAGUAGAUACGGCCUUAUAUUUUAAGAUUUGAAUAGUAUAAGACCGUUUAUUGAAGGAAGGGGUAGUAUACCGCCUGCAACCGCAGUUAAUUACGGUAUAUAUUUAUGAGUUUGUUUGUUUUCAGCUUUUAUUUAUGUUAUUUAUUUCAUUAUAUUGAUGUUCUGUUAUCUAUUCAUUUGCCAUGAAAAUAUUCUGCUAUUUAUUUUAUCAUGUUUAUAUUAUUAUAUUCGUAGAGGGCUUCAUUGUAAAACAGUUGGUUUAACUGAACCGGGCUACCCUCCAUACAUAUAUCGAUCGUGUUAAAUAAAACUUCUUUCUCUCUUUAUUUAGAUACCUGUACCUGUACGUUUUGCUACUGUUUAAAAAGAAAUUACAUAAAUGUACAUAGAACAUGUGGAGCAUUCUGUUCAUAGCUGCAUUGAUAACACACUUGCAAAUCAUAAAUCUUACACCAGUGUAAUGUAUUUCAUAUAUAUGUAUAAAUCUGCAUAAUUUAUUAUGGUAUAUAAUCAAUUUGAAUUUUCAACAGUAACUAGAAAUGAUAGGUCUUUACAUCAUAGUCAGUCUAUGGACCUGUUUUUCACAUUGGAAACCCAACAGUUUUAAUUUUUAUUAAAUUGUUCUUUAGUGACCGUGUUUAUCAGUAAGAAAGAGUGUUAUGAAUAACGGUUAUUUAAAACAUUUUGUAUGUUAUCACCCCCCCCAAAAAAAAAAAAAUAUAUAUAGGUAUAUUUUGGAUAAUGUAAUCUAAGAUUUUGUAUUCAUGUUCAAGAAUUUUAUUGUUAUUACUCCCUCCAUUUCCAUGAUUUUAGCCGGACUGUAUCCGGGGCAUAAGCAUUUUUUUCGAAUAUAUACAUGUAUCUCUCGCUAUAGACCUUAUGCAUUUACGUCUUCACGCCACCUUUAUCUUGCAUGCAUUGGUGAUCUGCAUCCGGCGGCGCUUCUCUGACAAUUCCGUACGCGUAUUUCCUGUAGUAUCCUCUAAGGGAGGGCGCUGUAAGAUCACGACAUGGUAUUAUGCAUAGACCCGCAUUCUGAAGUCGGGUUUAAUUCAAAUUCUGGUUUUAAGUUGUUGUUUAACUAUGGAAAGCUAGUUUAUACAUAAAUCUCUAACAGAGGUUCAAUGUAUCGGCUCAUUUAACUCCCAAAACAUUAUUAACUGCCUAGGAAGGAUAAGUAUGACAAAAUUAAUGUCUUCACCAUUAAAUAAUUAUUGAAGA